AUGAUUUUAAAUGUGGCCAUUGUCAAAUCAGAAACACCUUUCAAAUACUUGGAACGGCGGAUGGAACAAUCUAUUAAGAUCAAAACGAUAGUUCCUUUCAAGUCAAUUGAUGGCACAAUCGGGCUCGGUUGUAUUGUCCCUUCAUCGGGCUCGGACUCACCUGGUGGGUUUUGGUCAAAACUGUUCGAGGGCAGACAAGCGCGCGCUCAUGCUCGCGCGGUCGACGACCUGGCGACUAACUGUUUAGCACAGCACUCACUACACACCGAGUACUAC
Molecule: messenger RNA, 276 nt
Organism: Brenthis ino (lesser marbled fritillary)
Lineage: Eukaryota; Metazoa; Arthropoda; Insecta; Lepidoptera; Nymphalidae
Source: the annotation of a GenBank genome assembly